Symbiodinium sp. CCMP2456 is the source of this 3033-nucleotide messenger RNA. The record is from the annotation of a GenBank genome assembly. NCBI's taxonomy places the organism in Eukaryota, Dinophyceae, Suessiales, Symbiodiniaceae.
AUGGCUGUUAGCGAUAUGCGCGCGCACAUUGAGCGGGCUAUCGGUGCUCUUCCUUCUCCCGCGAGCAUAGACGACAUGCACACUCAGUUGGAUGGAGUGCUCACCUCGGCGUGUGAGCAGUUUUUCCCACGAGGUAGCGGUCGCGCCCAGCAACUAGCCAACAGUUACCCUACCCUUGCCGCCCUAGAUGCUGCCCUCCAAGUUGGGUUCAAGCAGCUCUGGCAGCUUCGUCGCUCCAUGCAGCAACACGCUGCGAACAGCCGUGGCACCAGCAACGCCAUGGUAUGGGCUCGCUAUUGCUUCACUGCCUGGGCCCAGCAGGCCAAGUACCACACAAUGAGCAAGCUUUUUCACAAACGCAGCCGGCGCCGCAAACAAGCACGGUGGAAUGACAUAGCUGAUAAGGUUAGCGCUGCCGACGAGAGAGGUGAUAGUCAUGCUAAGCAUGCGGCACUGAAGCAGUUGCAACCAUGGGCUAUCUUCGCUGUGCACGAUGAGACCGCUCCUGCUAGGCAUCUCACAGCUAAUGUCUCGCCCACAGAUGCGGAGCUUCACAAUGCUCUUGCACGGACGGGCCCCCACUGGGUCUGCCCGCUUCUUCGUGCUCUGCCGCAGUACGCGUACUCCGCCAAACACUCAUCCUUGGAUGCACUGCCUCGCGUCAACUCGCACUUCUGGCGGGUACAAGAACAGGUCCAAGGUACGCGCCUUUCAAUCUACCAGCGGAAGGCGGGCGUCGCGAAUCCACAGUGUUAUGGGGGUAUCACUCUCUCUGUGGACCUGAAGGGUGCAUUCAACGAAGUGCCCAGAAACCUCCUCUACCAGUGUCUUGAACAGUUAGGGGUGGACGAGGAUACAAUGAUCCUAGUCCGACAGUUGCACUGGGAAGCUACGUACUGGCUUCGCAAUGCCUCGGGUGGUGUCGGUGUCGUCACUUCCAAUGGCAUAAAACAAGGAUGCAGAGUCGCACCCACAUUGUGGAACUGCUACACGGUCACCCUUCUCCAGACGCUGUGCCAACAGCUGGGCAAUGAACAUUUGCGACAGUGUUUGACACUUUUUGCUGACGAUCUGAUAUCCACGAAGGAAUAUCGCUCCUGGGAAGAAGCGCUUGUCAGCAUACACUGUCUAAAGGUCGUUCUCACCACUCUUGAGCAAAUGGGAACGGUGAUCAAUUUCGACAAAACUGCUGUUCUGCUUUCUGCUAAUGGCACCUUAGCUCGCAAACUGCGCAGACACCUUACUGUCAAAGUGAAAGGCAAGCUCUGCGUCGUGCUUCGCGUAAGCGACAGGGAGGUGUGUAUCCCGCUCGUAGCGUCUCAUGUGUAUCUGGGCACUGUCAUUUCGUAUAAGCAGGCUGCAGACAAGACUGUCCGGCACCGCAUGCAAGUGGCGGGCCACAAGUGGCAAAAACUGAAGCGUGCGCUCCGUUGCAGACAUAUGCUCACGCGUGGCAAACGUACUCAAAUCUGGAGUGCAGGAGUGCGCUCAAGCAUGCUCUACGGUCUCGCGAGUGUCCAGUUUGGUGCGAACAGCAGGCAGGCACUUCGCAGCAAGGUUGCGAGACAGCUUCGUCACAUAGCCCAUCUCCCUGCGCAUGUCACGGGCAUCAACAAUCAAGAGCUGCAUGCCAUGAUGCGCGCUCUUGAUCCCGUCACCAUUGUUCGCGAAACUCUUGAGGCUCGCUUGAAGCAUCUAGAAGUAGUCGAACAAGAGACUCCUGAUGAUGUGGUGUGUUGUCCCUCAACUCUCGAGUAUGCUAGGGCUCUCUUGGAGUUCCACAAACAGCAUGAAAGCCAGGAGCACAACACAGCGCGCAUUGUCAUAGCAGAGCCCACUGUUGGAUUCGAGCACGCAUGUCCUGAAUGCGGGCUGUACUUUGCGAGUGCGAGCGCAGUCAAGCAACAUUGCACGCUGGCACAUGACAUCACUGCGGCGCCGAUGGAAAUGACACAUGCUGAGAUUGACGCACCUUCUGCAGUGACGGUCGCUUCCACUGCAGCCACUGAGGAUGCCUCGCAUCGGCGCUUCCUUGCGCAAAGCUGCGCGCUCUGUGGGCAGUGGGCCACGAAUGCCCGCCUGUCGGCACAAGACGUCCUGUUCCGUGCUGUACCAAGCAGCACUGUUGCACCUCGUACACAGGGCCUCCCCAAGUUGGCCAUGACGCUGGCAGACCGCAUGAGAGCCGAAGAGAUGGAGAUCUUUGGCAACACUUCACAGGGGCUGCUGUUCGGGCCGAAGCAGGAGGUGCUGACAGAGGAGUUCUCAACGGGGGGAGGCAAGCGCCGACGACAGCAGGAGCAGGGGGGAGGGAAGUCCAAGGGCAAGGGCAAGGGCGGCCUGAGGACCGGGGAGUCCUCCCUACGCGAGGCGGUGGAGUCACUAACGAGAGUCGUCAUGGCCCACGAGGACAGUCUCAACCACAGCAAGCUCGAUCGCGGGAUGGUCUUCUACAUGGGCACCGGCGAAGACAGCAUAGUGCGCAAGCUGUUUGCCAUCACACAGAAGGCGAAGGAAGUCCGACAGCAGGGGUCUGCCUCUCAGGCUCCGCUGAAAAUCCUACUCCUGAAGUCCAUGCUGGCGGCGAUCGACGAGCGCAUGACGGUUCUGGACAAGAAUCCGGAUGCCCUGGACAAGGCCACGAAAGCCCAGCUUCUGACGGAGCAGGGGUGGACCUUCAAGCGGUGGGAUCAUCAAGCCAAGCAGCUGGUGGUAGACGACACCAAAGUGCCGAUCAACGCACAGGACAUGCGCAAGAUUCUCCAAGAGAUCUUCGAGCUGAUUCACGAAGACACGAUCCUAAAGUUCGCGUCGCACCGAGGCCUCAAAGAGGACCAUGUCGACGACAAGACCGCUGUUUUCCUGAUGGAGAUCUCGGUCCGGGGCGAGAAGGCAGAUCGGCUCUUCUUUCUCUUUGCCCGGCUAGCACACAGCUCGGUGUGGCACACGCUGGGAAGCCAAAUGCGCCGCGCCACGCUACGCCGAAGCGGAUUGGCGCAGAGAGUCGCAAGGGACAUUUUCGGAUGGAGCUAG